CCAGUGAUCGCACGGAAAUUACGCAGGAUUUUGCGUAGAGCUGCAGCAGCGUUGAGUGUGAACGGAGCCUCAUAAAAUGGCGGAUCGCGGUGAAGGUGUAGAUGCAGAGAGUGAAGAUGAAUUAUAUGAGGUGGUUAACAUCACAGAUUACGCCAGGAGGCAUCAAUGGUGGAGUCGUGUUUUUGGGAACAGUACAGGACCCAUUGCAGAAAAGUACUCUGUGGCUUCACAGAUCAUGAUGGGUGGAGUGACAGGAUGGUGUGCUGGUUAUCUUUUUCAGAGAGUUGGAAAAAUUGUGGCUACUGCUGUUGGAGGGGGAUUUCUUUUGCUACAAAUUGCCAACCACAGUGGCUAUGUGCAGGUUGACUGGAGGAAAGUGGAAAAGGAUGUCAAUAAAGCAAAAAAGCAUUUGAAGAAAAAGGCAAACAAAGCAGCCCCUGAGCUCAAUUCCUUUAUAGAAGAAUCGACAGAAUUUGUGAAGAGGAAUAUUGUUAUCUCGGGUGGAUUUGUUGGAGGUUUUCUGCUGGGCCUGGCAUCCUAAAUGAAACCUGGAUCUACUGUAUUGCCACUGAUAUAAGUAGUUUGCACAUUAAUAUUCUCCCUUAUGUCGGGAUCACAGCAAUACAACACUGAAACUUGAUGUAUUGUCUGAAGCAGUGCAAUGGACAUUUGCUGAACUGUUGUUCUAAAUAUAUUCCUCUACAAUGCCUGUUCUUAACUGUACAUAGCUUAAUCAUCCUGGUGAAGAGAGAGAUAUUGUGCCAAUAAAUUUAUAGAAAAUUGUUGUUUUGGUUUAAUGUUAUUUUUUAAAUGUUUUAUUUUAUUUUGCAUACU
Molecule: messenger RNA, 834 nt
Organism: Sinocyclocheilus grahami
Lineage: Eukaryota; Metazoa; Chordata; Actinopteri; Cypriniformes; Cyprinidae
Gene: fundc1
Product: FUN14 domain containing 1
Exons: 5
Coding region: 77-541 (154 amino acids)
Biological process (GO): autophagy of mitochondrion
Cellular component (GO): mitochondrial outer membrane
Source: RefSeq, a predicted model, not a curated record